AUGGCUAUCACACGACAACAAACGAAACGCAAAGCGACGGUAGGGGAACCCGCCGGGUCGCCACCACCAAAACGACCACCAAAAUCACCACCAAAACGCCUCCAACACGACAGCAACAAGCGAUGCGCCUUCCUUUCACUGCCUCGAGAACUACGCGACGAAGUCUACAAACACUUAUUGGAAUCAGACAGCUCCACCACGAUGAAACAGCGCAACUUCAUCAUAAAAUCCGGCCUCGUAGGAACCAACCGCCAAAUCUGCGAGGAAUUCCUCGACGCCGUCCUCUUCUACGCUCCCACCAUCAAUACCACAGUCCGCAACCACAACUUCGCGCACAUAGUAACCUUCCUGAACCGGCUCUCAGCCGCACAGCUCGCGCGCUUCCAAUCCAACCAAGUGGCGACCCAGCAGCGCCGACGCAAGAUCCGCAUCACGCUCACUUACUCGCCCACGAAGCAGAGCACCAGGCCGCAGCUGAACCGCUGGCUGGACCGGUUCGACGAUCCGAAGCGCAGGGGUGCGGAAAUUCAGUUCGAAUACGAGCUUGAUCGCGCGAGCUGGCGCAAUGGUGGGUAUAAGCAGAGACCGCACAUGAUGGCAACGGCUGGACCAAGGAGUAAUGAGGAGAGGCGUAAGAUGAUAGCUUUGAUGAAGUACACGGGGGGAGGAUUAUUUUAUCCGGGCAUCUGA
Molecule: messenger RNA, 690 nt
Organism: Ascochyta rabiei
Lineage: Eukaryota; Fungi; Ascomycota; Dothideomycetes; Pleosporales; Didymellaceae
Exons: 1
Coding region: 1-690 (229 amino acids)
Source: RefSeq, a predicted model, not a curated record